AAGUUCAUUUCAAGCUGCAUGCACAAGCUUCCGGAUGAAAUGGAGGAAAGCAGCUCUCUAGCACUUGGCUUGUAUGGGCUUCUCACUGUGGUGCUUGGGGUAGCAGUUGUCUUCCACUUUCAGAAAUCUGAAGCACGUUUAAACUUGAGCGUCGUCAGCAGUGUCUCUUCGCUGCUGUUACUGGGGGCUGCGUCCCUGUGUUCCCUUUACUUACCGCAGGCCAUGGGAUUUGUGUUUUUUGCUCUCUCCUGCUAUCUGGUUUAUCGGUUAUUCUGCUCCGAUGGAGUACUUUCACCGGAAGGGAAGGCUGUUCUGAUCACUGGUUGUGACUCAGGCUUCGGACACAGUUUGGCCAAGCGACUCCAUUCGCUUGGUUUCCAUGUGUUUGCAAUGGUGCUUCAAGAGGAGAGUGAUGGCGCUCAAGAACUCAAGUCGGUGUGUUCCGAUCGACUCACCGUAAUUGAAAUGGAUGUGACAAAUCAUGCGGUGAUUCAAGAUGUUCGAAAAGAAGUUGCAAAACAAUUAAAUAACCGGGGACUCUUUGCAUUAGUAAAUAAUGCUGGUGUUAUAAUCCAUAUUGGUGAUGCAGAAAUCAUCCCAACAGAUGCUUACAAACGAUGUAUGGAAGUCAAUUUUCUUGGAACAGUCCAAGUUACUAAGGCAUUUUUACCCUUUAUUCGUCGAGCAAAAGGAAGGAUUAUCAACAUUUCUAGUCCCUCAGGGGAACUACCACUUGGAGGCAUGUCAGCAUAUGGAGCAUCCAAAGCAGCACUUGAGUUUUUUUCGGACAUUUUGCGUCAAGAGAUGAAACCCUGGGGAGUAAACAUAUCCAUUAUCCAACCUGGUGCUACCAAAACCGCACAAGUUGGGAAUGUCAACUUCUGGGUGCAACAACAUCAAAAACUUAUGGAAGGCCUCUCUCCAGAACUCCUUCACGAUUACGGAGAAGAAUAUGUUAAUGAAAUUCAGCGAAGGAUCACGACAAUAGGUCCACUUUUCCGACAGCACGUAGGCCCAGUUAUUGACACAAUUGUCACUGCUUUGUUAGCACAAUACCCAAAGCCGAGAUACACCACUGAGUUUGUGAUUGAUGUGUUAAAAGUUCUCUACUACUUCCUGCCUUCUUUGGUCACUGAUACUGUUCUUAAUCAAGUUUUCAUUGCUCAUAGACUUUCACCAAAAGGUGCAAGAAAGGUUAACAACAGCCAAUGAAACUCUAAAUGCUUGAGGCUUGUGUUUUAUAUGUAAUGCUUUCAAAUUAUUAAGUUUUCAAUCAGUAAUUUUGCUGGUCACCAUUAAGUUAGUUUGUUGUUGAGCUGAACAUCAACAUAAAAUGCAAGUGUGUUAAGUAGGAAUUGUAUUUAGUACCUGGAAAAUAAAUUGAUGUGUUAGCAGUGAAUAAUGAUGCCUCAUUUAGAGCAAUUUGUGGACAUUAAUACUAAUUCUGUGGCUGAUGAAAUGGAUAUGGCAACAAAGUAGCAAAGGCAAAGAUAUGUAAUGAAUGUUCUUCUUCACUGUUUUUGUAGAAUGCCUCAUUCCUAGAUAUUGUAAAAAGGAAAAUCAAAUAGAGUCCCUUUUAUGUUGGAGGCAAUAAGAACUACAGAUGCUGGAAGCCAGAGUCUAUACAUGUGGAGCUGGAAAAGCACAGCAUGUCAGAUAGCAUCCAAGAUGCAAGAAAGUCAACAUUUCAGGCCGAUAACCUUUAACCUUUGUCUGAUGAAAAAUGACUUUCCUGCUCCUCAGAUGCUGUCUGAGCUGCUGUACUUUUCCAACUCCACAUGCAGCAAAGGCAAAGAUUUGUAUUGAAUGUUCUUCUUCACUGUUUGAUCAGAUGGGUGGAGAAGUGGCAGAUGGAGUUUAAUUCCCAUAAAUGCGAGGUGCUGCAUUUUGGGAAAGCAAAUCUUAGCAGGACUUAGACACUUAAUGGCAAGGUCCUAGAGAGUGUUGCUGAACAAAGAGACCUUUAGAGUACAGGUUCAUAGCUCCUUGAAAGUGGAGUCGCAAGUAAAUAGGAUAGUGAAGAAUACGUUUGGUAUGCUUUCCUUUAUUGGUCAGAGUAUUGAGUACAGGAGUUGGAGGUCAUGUUGUGGCUGUACAGGACAUUGGUUAGGCCACUGUUGGAAUAUUGCGUGCAAUUCUGGUCUCCUUCCUAUCGGAAAGAUGUUGUGAAACUUGAAAGGGUUCAGAAAAGACUUACAAGAAUGUUGUCAGGGUUGGAGGAUUUGAGCUACAGGGAGAGGUUGAGUAGGCUUGGGCUGUUUUUCCCUGGAGCGUCAGAGGCUGAGAGGUGACCUUUAUAGAGAUUUAUAAACUCAUGAGGGGCAUGGAUUGGAUAAAUAGACCAAGUCUUUUCCCUGGUGGGGAAGUCCAGAACUAGAGGGCAUAGGUUUAGGGUGAGAGGGUAAAAGAUAUAAAAGUGACCUAAGGGGCAACUUUUUCACGAAGAGGGUGGUACGUAUAUGGAAUGAGCUGCCAGAGGAAGUGGUGGAGGCUAGUACAAUUGCAACAUUUUUAAAAGGCAUCUGGAAGGUAUAGGAAUAGGAAGGGUUUUGAGGGAUAUGGGCCAGGUACUGGCAGGUGGGACUAGAUUGGGUUGGGAUAUCUGGUCAGCAUGGACGGGUUGGACUGAAGAGUCUGUUUCCGUGUUGUACAUCUCUGACUCUAUGUAUUGACCCUUUUUAUGUUAGAUAUCUGAUGUCUGGGAUUAAGAUUACAUGAGGAUUCCUGAAGUUAUGAUUGGGUUAUAGGGUCAAAAACUGAGGCUGGAAAAGCACAGCCAGUCAGGCAGCAUCCGAGGAGCAGUAGAGUUGAUGUUGCAAGGAUAAGCUCUUCAUCAGGAAAUCACAUUCCAGAUGAAGAGGUUAUGCUUGAAACGUCAACUCUCCUGCUCCUCGAAUGCUGCCUUACCAAUUGUGCUUUUCCAGCGACACGUGUUUUGACUCUGAUCUCCAGCAUCUGUAGCCCUCACUUUCUCUUUUUGUACGAGAAGUAACUGCACAGUAGUGUGUUUGGAUAGGAUCAUCCCAGGCUUUCUGCUGCUUUCUCCCAUCAGCUAUUUUUUGGGAACCCAAGCGGUUGGAUGCCUGAAGAAAACUGAUGGUGGGGCUUGAACUGAAUCUUUGUGGUAACCAGAAGCUGCAAGAGAACAAACUGGUAAGUUCCGGCAAGGCACUUUCAGAUCUUUUGGUGCCUUCAGGCACAUGAUUUCCAGUCGCAACUGAAUAGCUGGAUACCUAUGAGUCUUUGUUCUUAAAGUAGAUUGAAUCUCACUGUGAGACUUGCAGACAGCUAGCACUCUGCUGUGGGAAGAAUUUAUUAUUCAGAUCUGCUGGAAAACUGUUGAAAUGCGACUGAAAAGUCUAAAGCACAGAAUCAAAUUUGAUUCUGUUUAUUGACACAGUUGCGAGGGAUAUUGUAUGUGAAUUAAAUUUGAUUUCUCUCCUGUAUUUUCUUGGCAUUGAUUUACUGUCCUGCAUUAUGAACCUUGGCCCCUUUUUUAUCAAGGUUUCCCUUUGCAAAUUAGAAGUGUUAGAAAUCAUUUAAUCUUGUGCACUAAUUUUGCAUUAUGUUAUGAAUUUCAGCCAAACUCGGGGGAAAACAAGUUAUGAGAAUUUGCCACCUUCAAUAUAUCUAGGCACAUAAAUGAUUAAAAUUAAUUUGGCUGCAAUAUAAUUGUGCUUUUAUUGUAUCAUGUGAAGAUGUACAGAUCAAAGAAAUUUGGUCUUGGAAAAUAAAUCAUAAAGCCAUU
Messenger RNA from Hemiscyllium ocellatum (epaulette shark), 3748 nucleotides. RefSeq names its product estradiol 17-beta-dehydrogenase 2-like. NCBI's taxonomy places the organism in Eukaryota, Metazoa, Chordata, Chondrichthyes, Orectolobiformes, Hemiscylliidae. The coding region runs from base 19 to 1212 and encodes 397 amino acids. The record is from RefSeq and is a predicted model, not a curated record. Gene Ontology annotation, molecular function: oxidoreductase activity. The transcript is spliced from 5 exons.